AUGGGCGACCACGACAUUACACCUACAUGCCUCAGUGCAGAGGAACACAAGGAUGAUGAAGUUAGAGAUAUGAUACUUCACUAUCUUGGCUGUCUAGAGUUUUGUGAAAGGGAACAAUAUUUCGAACGCCUAGACAAAGAGCAUCAGAAGCAGGUCGAGUCCGAGUUGCGUCGCAUCCAAUACCUACGACACGUCUUACAACACGACAGAGAGGAGUCUUCUCUGCUACGGAACUUGGCGAAAAGUAUGAAGGCAUGGAGAGCGUGCGAGUUAUACACAGACCCGGACGGCAUCAGGGCAGUACAGACUUGGAGAUUGACCAUGGGCCGGCCCAAUUCCAAAGAGCAGAGAGACCCAGGUACUUCUAAUUCGCAGUAUUCAACCCCUGCCUACGACCCCGAUCGAGAUUUGAACGCAUACCUUAUCCGAUAUGUGCAGUCUCAACCGGAGAAAGAACUCAAGGACCCUCGAUUCAACGGCCAUUUUCCGAACCACAAGAUUGCUGUGUCUCAUUUGUUGAAAGAAAAGGAAAAGUCGAAUCCUUUGGCCAAGGAAUCACAUCCGAAAGAAAGCAUUAGCUACUUUCACUUCCCUGCAAAUAACAUGCAGAAAGCCAUUGCGCGAUAUUUCGACGAGGAUGAUCUAAACAACACGGGGGCCGGUCGGCUUCUGUUCAUGCUCGACAUCUCCGGCCACUUUGUGAGACGGUCUCAUCUAAUCCGGACCAAGUUGAAGCUGCACCUAAGAAUAUUGUUCUAUUUACAUUGGGAUGAGAGACAAGAGAGGGACAGCAGACUAAAGAAACAACGACAGAGUGAUCGCGGAGAUUUGACCAUCCCUUGCCUGUCCAAGAAAGGCAAGGAUGUGGCGUGGCCGAAAGACGACCAACGUUCCCAGAGCCCUGCCCGUCGUGCUAGUACUUUCCUCUGGCGAAACUGGCUCAAGAAUCGCAAAGAAGGAGCCGCUGAAUCUUCUCCCUUCAAGAAGGAGAAGAGCAGAAUUAUUGCAGGAACCCCAUUGUGGAUGUGGAUUCUCGACGAACAGACAAUAAUAACCUGCUUCCCUAAACGUUACGGCGUGAACAAGCAGGACUCUUCUGGCGUUCACAAGUCCAUCCGCUCAAGGAUGAAGAACCUCAGAAAAGAUCACAUAAGAACGGUGUUCGACCUGGCAUUGAUCAUUCUGGAUGAAUGUUCGAACACUUUUUUUGACCGAACCAAGACCCAGAAUAACAAGCAGACUAUCAGCUUCGAGCAUCUUUGGGAAUGGACUGGAAAGCUCGGAAACUUCGCUAGACCGGGUCAUCUCCCAACAAACCUAAGCGACUUCGUCAUCCCGCUACUGAACAUCAACAAGGAGGGACAACUACAGCGUGAGAUCAAAGAUAUCAUUGAUGAGCUUGACAUAAUGAUAUAUAUCACAACUCAGCAAAGGGAUGUCAUGAAAAAGUUCAAGAAAGAAGUGACUCACAUAUUAGAUCCUUCGGGUACCUGGAAGGACAAGCUGCCCACUACCCCAGUCGGCGAAUCCAAGGACAAGAAUUGGAAACGCCACGACGACUAUUUCUGGUUUGUCAACACGGCCGACGAGUUGUUGAGUGAUGUUGACGACCAGAUCGGCGAGCUCGAGGGCCUGAGGAAGAGCGCGGAGAGUACGUCAACAAGUCUGGACCACCUCCUCAAUCUCAAACAGCAACAGGCUUCCGUCUUCCAGACUUGGCAGUCUACUAAACAAGCUGAGGAGACGAUGAGGCAAGGUCGAGCCAUCAUCAUCUUCACUGUUAUGACAAUCAUCUUCCUCCCAUUGGGCUUCAUCGCGAGCAUCUUCGGCAUGAACAACAAGGAGAUCGCGGGUAACGACAAUCCAAUGACUCUUCAGAGCCAGUUCAGAUACAUGUUCGCAAUAUCCACUGGCAUAAUCUUCUUUGCCCUCGUCAUCGCGUUCAGCGACUACGUCAGGACUGUCAUCUGGCUCAUCUACAAGUACCUCAUCACCCUCACGAUAAUUAAGUCAGGCCUGUACGAUAGAGUAUACUUGAGCCUGGACUGGAAGAGCAGAGACCUCGUGCGCAAGGUCGAAGACAAAGUCACAAAGAUGAAAUCCGAGGUCAAAGCAGCCCGGCAGAAGCGGAUGAAGAAGCACACCAAGUUCUCCAACCCCGUUGAAGAAGAAAGCUUGUCAGGAAGCGACGCCAAGGAUGCCGGCGCCGGGUCCAGUUCUGGCGCAAGCGCCCGCCCGCAUGGCAACACAGUCGGCGCCGCAGACAGGCCGGUUGGGCUGGGCAGUCGCCGCCGGCGUGGUUCUUUAUGGUUGAGCACAAGGGAGUCUGAUGAUGAGAACCAACAUCAUGUCAUUCGGAUGGAUGAGAUUCGCGCUGUGAAUCCUACGAGCGCAACAUCAACAGUCCCACCAACUUCGGCGAGAAACCCCGUCAAGCAUGCCGUCUCGCAACCAUAA
Molecule: messenger RNA, 2457 nt
Organism: Diaporthe amygdali
Lineage: Eukaryota; Fungi; Ascomycota; Sordariomycetes; Diaporthales; Diaporthaceae
Product: nkyrin repeat protein
Exons: 10
Coding region: 1-2457 (818 amino acids)
Biological process (GO): metal ion transport; transmembrane transport
Cellular component (GO): membrane
Molecular function (GO): cobalt ion transmembrane transporter activity; magnesium ion transmembrane transporter activity; nickel cation transmembrane transporter activity
Source: RefSeq, a predicted model, not a curated record